Molecule: messenger RNA, 2691 nt
Organism: Liolophura sinensis
Lineage: Eukaryota; Metazoa; Mollusca; Polyplacophora; Chitonida; Chitonidae
Exons: 3
Coding region: 325-2202 (625 amino acids)
Source: RefSeq, a predicted model, not a curated record
UUGAAGAGGAAGUGGGGAGGGCCAGGGCAGGAUGGGCUACUCUUAUCAUUCAAGCAGAGGAGAACUGGGACAGUACGUGUGUCUGGCUCUUCAAGUUCCCACAGAAGUGUAUGCGGCUUUGGGUUUCUGGCUAGUUGUUCAGGACAAGCUAUAGUGACCCAGCUGAUCUGUGCAAGGUAGACGCUGCUUUUGCCGAGGAGUUUUCCAAUUCGCGCGGCUCCGUCUUCUCCGAUAUGCAAUGCGCAUGUCCGGUCAGUGCAGACAGGUCCGAAGCUCAGUCAUCAUUUAACAUCAAAGUGACAUGAAUUGAGGAACGCAUUCACUAUGCUGAGCUGGUUUCGAAGCCUUUUUUCGACUGCCGAAAAUGCUACUUUUGCGGCGUCUAAUGAUCAUAGUGGUGAAAAAAAUGAUCAUACUAAAGAAGCAAAAACCUUGUCGGAUGGUAACGUGGACAACCUAGCUGGAAAAGAUGUUAUCCUGGUCAGACCACGUGACCCGUCAACGCAAUGGCUGCCGGACGAUAUGUGCUCCGCCGCUUAUGAAGAGACUGAAUGUCACCAUGGCAACGAUUUAUUAGCAUUGAAUACAUAUUUUAUCAACCUUGAGAUGAAAAACGAAGACUGUGGCCUGCAAGAUGUGAACAAGAGAAUAUUUAGUGAUAUCUCUACUAUGAUAGGCCAGGCUUUCCAACAGCUGCAUGUCAAGUAUCAGGCUUUUCGUGGCGCAGUCGUACAUAAAGUCGGCAGCGCCGGUGAAGGGACAAAGGUAGGCGCUUACAACGAGUUCGACUUCAUGGUCGAGUUAUCUGCCCUUGAAGAUCCUCUUCUUGAACAAGCGGUACCGAUGCUGCAAACCACCGACCCAUAUGGCGUGGUAAAUGUCAGAGAUGUGAACUUCCCAUUGAACUUCGUACCCCAGGCAAAUGUCACGUUUUAUGAUUCCGGAAGACCAGACAUGUUUGGAACUUUAAAAACUUUGGUUGGUGAAGAAUUGUUCUCCUCACUUCUUCCAAACUGGAGUCCAGGCUCUAAUUUCAAAAUCGGAUCGUCUCAGGACAAAGGAAAAGUCCGGACCAUUCGUCUGCGGUACGUUCCUGAAGACAAUCAGAGUCCCAUGAACGUUUUCUGUGACUUUUCUUUCUGCAUACCGUUCGAGUGGACACCAGAAAGGCGCUUCCUGUUGAGGCGUUGUGGAACGAAAACCGACUUGAUGACAGAUCAGCAAAGAUUCCGCGUUCUCAUCAGGAGUUCGAAACUGUGGAUGGUCACCACUGCCCUAAGGGAGAAAGACAAACUGAUCAACUCACUGACUUCCGCCAACGCCAAGAGAGUUUACAAACUGGCCAAGAUUGUUGUUCAGAACCUUUUGCCACCAAUUUACGAUUUUGACCUCGACACCUUUGAGGGAAUCAUACCAUCCUAUUGGCUGAAACAGAUAAUACUGUUCAUGAUGGAUCAAUACCCUAAACAGGCGUCUUGGCGAGAGGAUUUUCUGGGGCCUCGGGUAUCUCAAAUGAUUGCGAUUUUGCACAAAUGUUUGCAGAAAAACAUGCUCUGCAAUUAUUGUUCACCAAUGCAGAAUCAUACCAGGGACAACUCGAAAACAGACGAAAGUAAUAUGGCGAAAAAAUACCUCCCCCUGUUGGCCGAACUUCUCAAACGAGCUACAAAUGGAGACAGCCCUGCUCUAAAGUCGCUUAUCCCCAUAAAAAAUCUCAACUUCGACUUUAAAUUGGCGAUUGCCACAAAGGCGAAAAUGAUGCGAUUACUUUUUUUGCUUCUGCGAUACAAAGGUUUAGUUUGGAAAGACAGGUAUCUAUUGGAAUAUACCAAGUUUUUUUCGCGGAUGACACAGGCGGAAAGUCUACUGACUGUGAUAAAAGACUACGUGAAAUUUCAUCUGGCCGAUACAACAUAUGUAUAUGGUUUUGGGCGUGCGGUGAGGAUCUGGCACAAGGGGGAGGAAAAUUCUCUGGACGAGUUCAUUACAAAACUCAGGGAUGACCCUCACCUCUUCCCCGACGACUGGGAAAGACUCUACGACAAGAUGUUGGAAGCUUACGUGCCUGAUGACGUCAUCAACGUCGCGAGUUUCAUCAUGUUUCCACUCGGACAUGUCAUCAGAAAGACCUUCGGGAAAACCCGUCAACCGCCAACAAUGGGCGAAGAAUAUUUCUUGACUCACGAGUUCCUCAUGGUGUGACAAGCAUAUCGGCGAGAGAAGUAGAACAGUCACUGAUUCCGGCCAUAAGUGGACUGAAGAAAGCAAUCUGUCAGUGAUGUGUUAUAUUGGAGAAAACAUUCAGUCAGUGAGGAAUCAGACUAGAUAUAGCAGCGAAUCAGUGACCAGAUAAACUGGAGAAAGCAACAAUUGAGUGACUUGUUACACUGGAGAAAGUAGCCAGUCAGUGACGACGUAAAUUGUAGAAAGUAACCAAUCAGUGACGACGUAUAUUGGAGAAAGCAGCCAAUCAGUGACAAGUUGGAUUGAAGAAAGUAGCCAAUAUCUACCUAUCUACCUUGUAUAGAACAAGGCUACGGUAAAGCUCUUUUGUAGGUUACAUCACCGCAUCGAUGGUUGUCACUAUUCGGGCCCAAGCGUGACCAACAUUUUUUUAGGAUUUGCAGCAUGUAGUAAUUCAUCACCGUUGUAAGCUGUUCCUUAAAUAAAAUCUGCCGCUGAAUCGGUUAC